AAUAAGAAAAAAACUAAAUCAAACCUUCUCGAUCUAAAAUCAAAUCUUCCAGCUCGAUCUCUAUCUCGAACUCUACCUCGAUUUUCCGUUUUCAGAAAUUUCUCACUAAAAAACCUCUUUGAUCGAAAACGAUUUCACAAACACACUUAUUCAUCUCGAUUCAUCUCCUUUAAUUUCCUUUGAAAUCAGUUUGGGUUCACUCAAUCUUUUCUGUUUCUGAUUGAUGAAUGUAUCGAAGAGUUUUUUAUUUGUGAUUAUUUUUUUGCAAAGAGUUCCCGGUGACAAGUCUCAAUUCCGGAGGCGGCGCAAAUCUCAGCAUGAUACGCUACUAUCACAUUAGAGGUAUAGAUAUGUCUGAAGAUCUCAUAGCACCACCUCCUAUUGGACCAGAAUUAGCAAGUGGAAAAUGGAGAGUCCGUGUCAUAGAUGGUGAUGCAAGAAUUACAGAAGAACGAAUUUCGGGAAAAGAAGUGUGGAGCAUGCUAAACCGGCGGGUGAUGAUUGAUUUCAAUAGGAACGGUCAGGCUAUCAAGGAUUCAGGAGGCUUGUUUGGUUCGUGGCUAGGCUCAUUAAGUAACGAUCUCAAUCUACUUCCUAUAAAUUACACUGAUUGGAGGAAAGUUUCCAAUUACAGAAAAGAGAUGGCUUGGAAAGUAAUUCAGAAAAAAUUCUGGUUUGAUGACCCAAAAAAAAGGAAGAAAUAUGUUCUAUCUACUCUAGGAUGUAGAUAUAGAGCCUUGAAGCAACGCCUUUGGGAGGCUCACAGACGAAACACUAUACAAGAAUCAUUUAAAGCACGACCAGGUUUGGUUCCAGAAGAUCAAUGGAAAGAGUUUGUGGAAAUACAAUUCACUGAUAGGGCUAAGAAAAUGAGAGAGCGUAAUAUUAAAAUUCGAAGCAAACUUAAGAUACCACAUGCACUUGGAAAAAAGAGUUUAGCAAGAAAGGCUGAUGAUAUGGAAGAGGAGACAGGCACAGAACCAAAUCGAGCUGAACUUUUUAUUGCAUCACGUACUAGAUCAGAUGGGAGUUUUGUUUGUGACGAAGCAAGAAUAUACGGGGAUAAGUUGAAACAAGUAACGACUGAGAAUAUUCAAAGUGAAGCACAUGAUGCACUUGAACAAGUGUUUGGUCCUGAGAAACCAGGACGAGUUCGAUGUGCAGGACGUGGUCCGACACCAUCCAAGUAUUUCUCAAAUAAGGAAUGCACUUCGUCUACUGCUGAGAUGAUACAUAUUAAGUCCCAAAUGAAAGGAUUCGCAGAUAAACUAGAUGUUGUUGCUAAUGCUCUUUAUGCUCUUAUCGAAUCAAGAAAGCAAGAGCAUUUCCAAGCAAUUGCAAGAGAUGAGAACACAAAGCUUAAGACAAAUCUUUAUCAAUCAUCUAGUAUCAACAGUGACCAGUUC
This is a messenger RNA of Thlaspi arvense, 1406 nucleotides long. Lineage: Eukaryota; Viridiplantae; Streptophyta; Magnoliopsida; Brassicales; Brassicaceae. The record is from the annotation of a GenBank genome assembly.